AUGUCCUCGACUGGACGAUGCUUCGAUAUUGGUGCAGCCACUAGUCAGUCGUUGCAAGAAUUCGAACGUCGUCAACAGCAGUUUGCUAUCAAAUAUAAUAUUCCUUUCGAUCAAUUAGAUUUUCUCUCUGAUCCUCAUCUGCUUGCAGAUUUUAAUGUGGAUUGCAGUGAAGAUGGCGCAGCAGGUAACGGAGCACUUAUGCGACUAGCGCCCGUACCACUCUUCUUUCAUAAACAUCCUGCUUACGCCGUUGAGUACUCCGGUAUUAGUGGCAUCAUUACUCAUGGUGAUCUGAAAGCCUAUGAUGCUUGUCGCUAUUAUGGUGCUUUGAUUGUGGCUGCUCUACGAGGUGAAACAAAAGAACAAUUGCUCGAUGACAACUUUUAUUUUAAACAUGAAACCUGGUUCAAUAAUAAGAAACUCGUUCCAGAAAUCAUGAACAUUGCUCAAGGCUCGUAUAAGAGAAAUGGUGGAUAUGAUGAAGGCAUUCGAGGCAAAGGUUACGUUGUUAAUGCCCUAGAAGCUGCCUUGUGGGCUUUUUGGUGCGAUGAUGGUUUCUUUAAAACAGGUGCUCUAAAUGCAGUUAAUCUUGGAGAUGACACUGAUACCACUGCUGCUAUUUAUGGACAACUUGCAGGUGCUUACUAUGGCUAUACAAAUCUACCCAAGAAAUGGGUCAAACACGUCUAUGCUCACAAUUUUAUAAUGUGCUUAAGCAAGUGGAUUCUUUAUGAGGGACAGAUGUGGCAGUCAAAAUCUUAUACUCAGAAUACUUCACAAUUGAAUUUUAAACCUAAUUCUAAUGUCCUAACGGCUGUUCAAUCUACAGCAGCAAGGGGUCUGGCGCCAAACACGAAGCGAGAAUAUAUCCAAAAACCGAAUGCUCCACUUCAUCAAUUAACUUCUAAUGCAUCACGGCUACCGCCAAAUACAAAGUAUCCAUCAGUACUAUAUGAUGCUCAUGGAGCAGCUCUAGCAGCUCAGUCAGAUGCGAGUUUGAGACCGACCAUAACAGCAGUACCGUUAGGUCGUUAUGAUCCAACACGAAUAGGAUAUACUUAUACUGGAGCGAUUCACGAGACAAAAAAUUAUUCUGACAAUAGGCUUCGUAAUCCAACAAAUAGGUCACAAGUCUAG
Molecule: messenger RNA, 1137 nt
Organism: Rotaria sp. Silwood2
Lineage: Eukaryota; Metazoa; Rotifera; Eurotatoria; Philodinida; Philodinidae
Source: the annotation of a GenBank genome assembly